Molecule: messenger RNA, 1320 nt
Organism: Parastagonospora nodorum SN15
Lineage: Eukaryota; Fungi; Ascomycota; Dothideomycetes; Pleosporales; Phaeosphaeriaceae
Exons: 3
Coding region: 1-1320 (439 amino acids)
Source: RefSeq, a predicted model, not a curated record
AUGGUGGGCCACGCUUUCAAAUAUCUCCACUGCCCUCGCAUCCCUCCCAGCAUCUAUGUCAAAGUCAAAUCACAAACUACUGCAGCACUGCGAACCAUAUUCGCGCACGUCGUCGUGCCCACAGAAAUGCCCGCCAAGGAAGACUUUGGAGAUAUCGACUUCCUCGUCUCCAGCGCGCUCCACUUUCCACACAGCAACAAUGCCAAGAAUUUCGACUGGGAAGGUUGCGUCUCACGCAUCAAAUCAACCCUCAACACCAGUCAUGGCCGCCGGGGUUUCAAGAACCCGGGGUGCAUGUACUUUGCCAUCCGUGUGCCCGAUACUGAAGACUACUAUUGGGUUCAGGUUGAUGUCAAAGUCUGCUUCAAGCCGGACAUGUUUGAGUGGGAGACCUUUGAGCUGAACUAUGCGAGCAACAGCAAGAUGAUUGGUAGCAUGGUGAAGCCGCUCGGGUUGACGAUUGAUCCCAAAGGACUACACGUGCGUGUCGAUGAGAUAGAAGCUACGAAUUUUCUUGGGAGCAUGGUCUGGGUGAGCAAAGAUCCGAGAGAUGUGUUGAGGAUCACGGGGCUUGACAGGAGAAUUGUAGAUGCCGGCUUCAAGACGAAGGAAGAGAUCUAUGGAUAUUUCACCGGGUCCUGGCUUUUCAACCCAGCACACUUUGCGGCUCGACUUGGCGAAGAGCAGUACUUUUGCCGAUUGGAAGAUCGCUCGCCUCACUGGACUUACUUCAUCAAAGAGUGGGUGCCGAAACACUAUCCUGGCUACUGCUUUGGGCAAGAUGAACCUAUUCGAAGUGUCUCUUGUGAGUACAAUGAGAGCCAGGUCAGUCUUGAGCUGCAUGAGUGGUACAAGCGAACUCGGGCAUGUGUGCGCGAGAAGGUCUUCAUAAUGUUUCCACAUAUCCCGUCUGGGUACUACACGAAGCGAGCUGCACAUGUCAAAGAACAAGAAGAGCACAGACUGCGAGCCAUAAUCAUGGCAGCUCUUCCAGUAGGCGAGAUAGGUUGGAAAGAUGAGUUCCACAAGCCCCAGAUCAAAAUCAAACAGCCAGAGCCAGUGGAGCCACGCACGUCAGAAUUCAAGCCCACGGCUGCUGGAGAACUUACACCUUCUUUAACUCCUAUCGAGGACAGUUACAUCAACUACGUGGGAAUGUGGAAGAAGAUGUUUGAAAAGGAGGAUGGGAAGGCCGAGAAGAAGAGGGCAGAAGAGAAAAUGCGGGCCAAGUCCGAGAAUAUCGUGGCGGCAGAAGGAGAGAGAAUCACGGCGAGACUGAAGGCGCUGAAUUUGAGCCUUUGUUUCAUUGAGAAAAAUUGA